UCUGUCGUCUCUCUCUCCCUCUCCCUCUCUCUGUUUCAGUUCUUCUCCCAUUCUCCAAGCAAAGCUCUCAACUUUUAUAUAUUCUCCCACCCGCCUUUCCCUUCUGUCUCUCUCUCUCUCUCUCUGUUGCUCUGUUCUCAUCUGGGUUUCUGCGCAUUCACUGGUUGAGAUCUGCUCUGCUUCAAGAAAUGGGCUUCCCCCAAGAUUCCUCCCCUUCGGGUCACUACCUCGACCAUAAUGAGUUCCAAAUCAAACCUUUUCUCAAGAAGAUGAUUCGGGAUUUGGGGCUCUCGUGCUUCUUCCCCCCCGACAAGCAGAACGAAGAUCAGACGACUGAGAGGGAGAGUCCCAAUUCGGAGAACAACAGAGCUUGGUUGCUGGCAGAGACUGCCGCUGCCGGUGGGGGAGGAGCAGAGCUGAACAGUGCCGACCCGCAGUCCGUACACUCGUCCUUCCGGUUUAAUGUCGUCGAGCUGGACUCGCUUGGCAUGAACCUCCCCGGCGCUUCGGCUACGGUGCUGAUGGUGAACUUGGAGAGUGGGUUGGACGACACAGGUGCCCAGGAGCUCCAGUGGAGGAGGAUUGAGUCUCUGGAGAAGAACAUUUCACCUGUUACCAGCACUUUGAUUAGAUUCAGCUAUUCAGAGGUCGUCUCUGCAACCAGCCAUUUCUCCAAAGGCAGAGUUCUAGGAAGGGGGGCUUUGAGCUGUGUAUUUAGAGGCAAAAUCGGGUUUAGGCGAAUGUCGGUGGCUAUAAAGCGAUUGGACAAGGAAGACAAGGAGGCUCCGAAGUCAUUCUGUAGGGAGCUGAUGAUUGCUAGCUCUCUUCACAAUCCUAACAUAGUACCUUUACUGGGCUUCUGCAUAGAUCCCGAGGAAGGCCUGUUCCUAGUGUACAAGUAUGUUUCUGGUGGGAGCUUAGAGCGGCAUCUGCACGAUAGGAAGAAAGGAAAAAGGACUCAUGCACCGCUUCCAUGGUCGGUGAGGUAUAAAGUUGCCAUCGGUAUCGGAGAGGCCAUAAGGUACCUCCAUAAUGGAACUGAGAGAUGUGUUGUUCACAGGGACAUUAAGCCUUCGAAUAUUCUCCUGUCCUCCAAGAAAAAGCCUAAGUUAUGUGAUUUUGGGUUAGCGUCAUGGACUUCUGGACCAUCAGUCCCUUUCCUCUGCAAGACUGUCAAAGGAACCUUUGGCUAUCUGGCGCCUGAGUAUUUCCAGCAUGGUAAAGUUUCUGAUAAAACUGAUGUCUAUGCAUUCGGAGUCGUUCUUUUGGAGCUGUUAACUGGGCGGAAACCCAUCGAAGCAAAAAGGCCAGCAGGAGAGGAGAACUUGGUCCAGUGGGCAAAACCCCUCCUGCAGAAAGGAGCAGAAGCAGUUCAAGAUCUGCUCGAUCCACGGCUCAAAUGCCAUCUGAGAAAUGCCCGCCAAAUCUUACGAAUGAUCCAGGCCGCAGAAGCUUGUGUAAACAGUGAAGAAUUUCGGAGGCCUGCUAUUGACAAAAUUGUUGCCAUUCUUCGAGGAAUAGACGAUGAAGAAGAAGGAAGCGGUUUCUUUAGUAGGAAGAGUUCCUCCUUUUCUGUGAAUGGGUGCGUUCUCGAUUGUUAUUCCCAAUCGCAGCGGAAGUCUGAGUUCAACAGUCACUUGGCUUUAGCGAUGCUGGGAGUUUCAGAAUUCGAGGACUAUGAGCACCUCUUCUGUCGAUGAAAUCUAUGACAUCGCGCUUUUCCCCGAUGUUUUUGAUUCUGUCUCUCGAAGAGAUAUGAGUAGAGAUUGGAAAUGGAAGAGGGGUAGAUACCAACUGUAUAUAGCUGAGUUAUAGGUUGACUGUCUGUACAUACGGUCAUCACUACUCUGUAUUCACCAUUGCCUCUUCUCUGAGAGAACAGAUUCUUUGUCUCCAAUUCUACAUUCAAAUGCAUCUUUAUGUAUAAAAUUUUACGUCCUAGCAGUUCAACUCAA
Molecule: messenger RNA, 1955 nt
Organism: Punica granatum (pomegranate)
Lineage: Eukaryota; Viridiplantae; Streptophyta; Magnoliopsida; Myrtales; Lythraceae
Source: RefSeq, a predicted model, not a curated record